Sipha flava (yellow sugarcane aphid) is the source of this 532-nucleotide messenger RNA. Its product is annotated as small ubiquitin-related modifier 3-like. The transcript has 3 exons. Bases 1 to 303 code for a protein of 100 amino acids. Gene Ontology annotation, cellular component: nucleus. Gene Ontology annotation, molecular function: ubiquitin-like protein ligase binding; protein tag activity. Lineage: Eukaryota; Metazoa; Arthropoda; Insecta; Hemiptera; Aphididae. The record is from RefSeq and is a predicted model, not a curated record. Gene Ontology annotation, biological process: protein sumoylation.
AUGUUGUUGAUAUCCAAUAGGCCAAAAGAUACGCGUGUUGUUCCCGAGCAUAUUAACUUAAAAGUAUUAGGACAAGAUAACGGUGCUGCCCACUUCAAAAUUAAGAUAUACACUCCGUUGAAAAAGUUAAUGAACGCGUAUUGUGAAAGAACUGGUCUUGCCAUGGCUACUGUCAGGUUUCGUUUUGAUGGACAGGCGAUUAGUGAAGCUGAUACUCCUUCAUCUCUUGAAAUGGAAGAAGGUGAUACAAUUGAAGUUUACCAACAACAGACUGGCGGCUGCUUUAAUUAUACUUACUACUAAUUCUACUUUUAUAUAUUUACUUAAAAAAAAAUUAUACUUUUAAGUUUAUAUUUUAUUUAUAAAGUUAUUCAUGUGCAUCAUUUUAGUGUCGCAAAUCCUAAGAACACCUUUUAUGUUACUGUGUUUAUCCAUUGUCUACUAAGUUGGUUGUAUUAAAAGUUAUAAUUAGACAAAUGUGUUAACAAUUAACACUACAUUAUCCAAAAAAUAAAUGGCAUCAUGAAAACAA